GCUGCAAAGUUAUACACACAACAUGUUUUCAAGUUGGUAAAAGCUGAGAUACUUGAUGCUGAGGCAAUGAAUGUAGUUGAGAGGACUGAAAAUGGUAACAAGGUAGUAUUUAAGGUGGAGAAAUACUCUGAACAACAUCGUAUACAUGAAGUUGUGUUUGAUACUGAAGAAUGUAAAUUUUUUUGUGAUUGUAUGUUAUUUGAAUCUUGUGGAAUUCCUUGUGGGCAUAUUAUAUGCUCAAUGCGGCUAGAUCAUAUCACCUUGUUUCCUACAACAUUAAUAUGCAAGCGUUGGAUGAAGGAUGCGAAGAGUUCAAUUAUUUCGUCAUAUGAUGCAGGGAAUAAUGAUAGUGAGAUGAGUAAUGUGGCACGUCUUAGUGUUUUGGCUUCAUCUUGUAAUAGACUUUGUGAAAUGGCAGCCAAAAAACAUGAAACUUUCAAUUUCAUCAGGGAAGAGAUUUUGAAGUUACUUGGAAAAAUAGAAAAGAAGAGUGUUAUUGGAUUGGAUAAUGAAACAUGUGAUCCUAAUGUUGUGAAGACUAAAGGAGCCUCACAGAAAAAGAAGUUGACCAAGAAAAGGAAAUGCUCAAAUUGCCAUAAAUGUGGGCAUAUAAAAUCUAAAUGUCCUUUGCUUGAUUGUAUAGAAGAUAAUUUGAUUAGUAUUGACGAAUGGUUUGAUUCAGGGGAUGAUGGGGUGCAAGACAAUGUGCAAGAAGACAUUCGUCGUAAUGAGUUUGACAUGAAUGAUAGUACAGAUGCAGAACAAAGUUCCCAAAAUUAUAUACGUAGAAGACAAAUUAGAGUUGGUGGAGGUGAUAAGGGUGAGCAACAAAGAUCCUGA
Messenger RNA from Cajanus cajan (pigeon pea), 840 nucleotides. RefSeq names its product protein FAR1-RELATED SEQUENCE 5-like. NCBI's taxonomy places the organism in Eukaryota, Viridiplantae, Streptophyta, Magnoliopsida, Fabales, Fabaceae. Gene Ontology annotation, molecular function: zinc ion binding; nucleic acid binding. The record is from RefSeq and is a predicted model, not a curated record.